AUGGGCAAGGUCAAACGACAAGACCGAAGACGCUCCAACCAUCAUGACAAUCCAAAGUACGGCAAGCCCACAAUUAUCAGAAGACAACAUAGUCAGACAACCGCUCAGCGGACGAAGAAAGGAGCAUCUCAAUUGAGUAAGCAUGGCCCACCGCCAAUUCGAGCAAAAGUGCCCUUUACGAAGCAUGACAAUAUACUACUUGUCGGCGAAGGGGACUUCUCUUUCUCUCUGUCUUUGAAACGCUAUCAUAAACUAGGGCAAAUAACAUCGACAUGUUUCGACUCAAAGGAUACUCUCGAGAAUAAAUACUCUGAAGUGCGGAAUACAUUAGCACAACUUCAAAGUCCAGCCGUGGAAAAAGCAGGAGACUCUCCUUUAACCGAACAAGACCCAAAGACAAACGAAGAGGAGUGGAGGAGCGUCUCUCCAUCACCGUCAGAGCCUUCCGCGAUUCAACGGAAUGAAUCCCGCGAGGAAAAACCAAAAAGGCCUCCGGUCCAGAUACUUUACGGCAUCGACGCAACAAAACUCUCCUCAGCACACAAAAAGGUUCUACGGCCAUACUCUCCGUUUACGAAAAUCGUGUUCAACUUCCCUCACGUCGGAGGACUGAGUACAGAUGUUAACAGACAAGUACGAUAUAAUCAAGAGCUUCUCGUUGGAUUUUUCAAGGCUGCAAAGGGACUGUUGUCGGCUCCCAGUCGACCGGCAAAAUUGCCAUUGGUGGAAGAUAAGAGUGACGUCGGUGACGACGACAUCUCAGAACGUUCUGCCCAUCACGAUCGCGCCGAACCCGAGGCCGUGAAUGGUCAGAUUCUUGUCACCCUCUUUGAAGGCGAGCCUUAUACACUCUGGAAUAUUCGGGACCUGGCGCGACAUUGCGGAUUGAGAAUGAUGGAAAGCUUCAAGUUUCCUUGGUCUGCAUAUCCCGGGUAUCAGCAUGCGAGAACGAUUGGGGAUGUCAGGACGGGAAAGGAUAGAGAUGACGAAGGGACACGGAAAGGGGCUUGGAGAGGUGAGGAACGAGAUGCAAGAUGCUAUGUUUUGGAGAAUCAGGAUGCGGAAGAAAAAGCUCAGCAGCCUUGGAAGAAGAGAAGGAAGCACGAAGAUGAAGAGGAUGAUGAGAGUGAUUGGACAUGUUGA
Messenger RNA from Rhinocladiella mackenziei CBS 650.93, 1143 nucleotides. RefSeq lists its product as uncharacterized. Gene Ontology annotation, biological process: rRNA base methylation. The transcript is spliced from 2 exons. The coding region runs from base 1 to 1143 and encodes 380 amino acids. Lineage: Eukaryota; Fungi; Ascomycota; Eurotiomycetes; Chaetothyriales; Herpotrichiellaceae. Gene Ontology annotation, molecular function: rRNA (uridine-N3-)-methyltransferase activity. Gene Ontology annotation, cellular component: cytoplasm. The record is from RefSeq and is a predicted model, not a curated record.